Molecule: messenger RNA, 4009 nt
Organism: Xyrauchen texanus (razorback sucker)
Lineage: Eukaryota; Metazoa; Chordata; Actinopteri; Cypriniformes; Catostomidae
Gene: ppp1r15b
Product: protein phosphatase 1 regulatory subunit 15B
Exons: 2
Coding region: 851-2869 (672 amino acids)
Biological process (GO): response to endoplasmic reticulum stress
Cellular component (GO): protein phosphatase type 1 complex; endoplasmic reticulum
Molecular function (GO): protein phosphatase regulator activity
Source: RefSeq, a predicted model, not a curated record
UUUAGCUUCGCGGCUAGCUCUGGCGAUCGGACGAAACGGGGACGUCAACGAGCCUGAACACGAAGUUUUCAAAUUCGAAGCGAAAGCGGUUUUGUUGUAAACCAAAAAGAAAUCGUUUAGGCUCGAUUUGGGCGUUUUUUGCCGUUUUUGUAUGUUCAAGUUUGCGGUCAUUUUCCUCAGAGAAACGCGGCGGCUGGUCUCGAUUUGUGGUGACGUAAAACUCACAGUUGAAGAGCCGAAUCUCGCUUCCCUCAGACGACAAAAUGGCUUUGAUUUCGACCUCUGCUUUUGAAUUUUACUCUUAUUUCACCUCAAAAAGCCUUUCCUUUCGUUCUGUCGUCACUACAAUCCCCUCAAGCCGAAAUAAUUGGUGUUAUUUUCCUCAGGACAGCACAGUUGGCGCUAACGCUGCGGUCAAUAUGGACGCUGAUGGUAUUCGCUGGCGCCGGGUCGGACUCUAUGCCAUUUAAACGACAUGGAUUGUUUAUUUCACCCCGGAGAAUAUUUAUCAGUGCACAUGUAUGGUAUUAAGGACUAAAACUACGGGAAAUAUAGCAUUUUACUUUUCUCGUAGCUAUCAUUUUGUCCAAACUGAAAUUGUGAUAAAGCUUACUAGCUGCUUAUUAGCCAGCUCAGUCUUAUAAGGCCAUAUCUGGGUUUUGAAAACACAACAUUCAAAGUAACAUUGAGUAAUCUCCCUAAACCCAAGCACUUUUAUGCAAAUUUGUCAGGAAACGCGCAGCCAUUGCUAAAAUAAUUAACUGGCGUUUAUUGCUAGCUUAUCAAAGAUCUAUUUCCGUUAAGUUUAUGUAGUUCUAAUCAUUUCAUAGGAGUACACCUGUUUAGAAGUAUGAGCGCACAUGGACACUUUUCUAAAGGGGACACGCACUCCACGCGUGACGGCAGUGAUAACAGCACUGACAGCUCGUGGAUCAGCGUGUUCUCUCUGGUCUCCAGGCCUGCGUGGUCUCUCCUGCAGAGAUAUUUUCCAGGAAGAGCACAGACAGCUUUUGAUAUGAAGUCAAAUCUAGAUAUUGGAAACUCACUGAUGGGGGGUCUCGGUGAGACCCCUCUGAAAGGUACAUACCUCCACUGCCAGCAUGAAAACGCGGCGUGUGCGUCCUCCGAAAUCCCGGGGACUCUGGCCUGGUUAACUCAAGACUCAUUGAGUGAACUAGGGAUUCAGAACAAUGCACAGAAGGAUUUCAACAUGCAAAGGCAGGCAUCUGUCGGAUACCUCGGAACGGCGAGAAAUUUGCUAAGCCACGUGUUAUUAAACGCGCCAUCCACGCAAGAAAAAAUGCGCACGGCAAGCGAGCGUGGGAGAACGGAAACCUGGUGGUUGGGUGGAUUUUGGGGCCCCGAGGAUAGCCCUCAAAACUGGCUGCUAAAUGUACCACAAAUCAAACAAGAGACUGAUACGAGCUGGCAGCAUCGUGGAGAGCAUCACAGUAUUGGCUAUUGUCAGAGUCGUGCACAGGCUAUCGUUGCCAAGACAACAGAACUGUGUGUACAUGGCAAUGAUGGGGGAUCAAUGCACAACGAAAGCGCUAGACCCUUGUUCUCCAAAAAGUUGGCCCACAAUAAAAGCCUACACAUGCCCAAACCAGACUCCCUCCCAUACUCCUACCAGUUGCCACUAGAUGAAGCUCAUCAGAAUGUUUUUAAACCCUUAGUUUGCAGUAGAGCCUACAGUGAAGUGGCAGUUCUAACCCCGGACCAAGACAAUGGCUACUCCAGCUUGGAGGAAGAACACUCACUUAAGCUUUUUAAUAUGAAACUGCUUUCUGAGGAGCAUGUGUUGUCAGAAACAAGCUGUCAUGUUGCUUCUGAGGAGAUUUCAUCUCACAGUAACACAAUUGGGAGUGAGUCUGUGGAACGGGCUGACAGUGAGCCUGCCACCUACGGAGAGGAAAUUAAGCGAAAUGAGGAAGAUGCUGAGUUUUUUGACCCUGAGAAGACUGUAGAGACAUCAGCUCCAGCUGUCCUUGAAGACUUACCCAUUUUGCCCACACCUCACUGUCAAAACAAGAUUAUCGCUUACAUCAUGGGCAGCCCUUGCAGUGAAGAAUCUGAAUCGGAGGAUGAGGGUGAUUGGGACAGUGAUGAUGAUGAUGAUGGAUUUGAUAGUGAAGGCUCAUCCCACUUCACCGAGUCCGAGGACCUGGAUGGCAGCAAUGAUGAAACUGAGGAGGAUUCGGAAGAAGAUGAGGAAGACAAUGAGACGGAGAGACUGUGGAAUUCUCUGUGCCAAAACGGGGAUCCUUACAACCCUCGAAACUUCACAGCUCCGAUAAGGACAGCCUCCAAGCCUAGCCCUUCAACGGACUCCUCAGUCUCAGAGUCUCCUCCAGCACAUAUGUCCUCCCACCUUUCACCCCCUCAUUCGCCCACCUCACUUUCAGAUAAUGAGUCCAGCGAAGAGGGCUGUGAAAUGGACGAGGAUGAUAAUCAGAGACUAUGGAACUCCUUUAGUUGCUCAGCUGAUCCCUACAGUCUUCUCAACUUCCAGGCCCCCAUACGGACUCAAAAGCCCCCCAAAGGGUGCCGUAAGAUGACAUUACCAGGAAUCCCAUGCUACAAGAGGGAGGAGGCUGAGGAGAGGUUGGACAGUGGAUUCUCAGAGAUUUCCCUUGCGCCAUGCUCAAGCAGUGCCACAGGUGUUCAUAUGAAAAAGGUGAAGUUUGUGGAAGAUGUAGAGGAGUUCUAUGCCAGCAGCGAUGAGGACCGCCAUGGCCCUUGGGAGGAAAUUGCCCGGGACCGCUGUCGUUUUCAGCGGCGUGUUCAGGAAGUUGAAGAGACUAUUAGCUACUGCCUUUCUCCAACUUUUCGCCUGGUCAUUUUUCAAAGACUCUUCAGUACUAGUUAAUUAAAUGCCUUGUUUUUGUUUCACAAUUAAUUUAAUCAAUUAUUAAAAAAUUAUAUAUAUAUAUAUAUAUUAGUUAAAUUCAGGGCAUCAGGAUGCCCUUAAUUGUUGUAAGGGCUCACAAGUCACAAAUCCAAUGAACUCCAAGGUUUCUGCCCGGGAGGGACACCUCACCUGAGUUUUUGCUGAAGGUCCACAUAAUGUUUUGUGCGUGGAGUUGUAGUGUGGAUUUUGGAAAUAUGCAUAUUUUGUUUGAUUUAUCUUUUACACGUCACUCUGUACUCUCUUCACCGUAUUACAGUAGUUAAGCUUUAAGGAGAUAGAGAAAAAAGGAAAAAGAUAUGUCAUGUCCAUUUUAUUGCAGGAUUCCCACUUAGUGCAAAAAAAAAAAAAAAAAAACUGCUAAAAGGUUUGAAUAGCUGUUUGUUUACUUUGGUGGUUUCCACAUGCCUGUUGGGAAAUUGAUUUAAGAAAAUUAGUCAUGCACUAACAUGACUCAAAAAGCACCUCUACUCAACCCUACUGAAUUGAUGUUCUUCUUGUUCUUAAAACUCUUAUUAGUGCAAAAUGAUUUGGGGGUUGGGGAUUGACCUAUGUGAAGUGUUGUCUUUGCAUUCCCUAAUGUUUUCAUCUAGCAGGCCUUCUUUCAAACUUAUGUUGUAACCUCACCAAAGAUAACAUACUUCCCCUCUGGAAUGGAUCACUAAGCCAGGCCUUAGUGUUUAAAGCUACAGGAGUCAUACAGGUUAAAUGAUCCUCCAGAGUAAUGGCACUCAUUACUCACAUUACCUAGUAUUUUUGCUGGAGCUGAGCAAUGCCUAAAUCUGUAUCUGUUCCUGUAUUAGAGUGAAGAUAUAUGGGCAUGGGCCUUCAGUGCAAUGUAUUUGCAUGAUCCUAAAUGAAAAAAGUCUCUGUGCUUUGACUGUGGCAGCUGUGACUACCAGUAAAAUCUUGACUAUAAAGGUGAAAUGCAGGGACAAAAUGCAUGUUUUUGAUCUGAACUAUAAUAUGCUUGAUGUUAAAGCAUAAAGGACAUUUGUUAAUCAGUAUAAUUAAUAAAGGCAUUUUAUUUUUGUAAUACAUUUUAGGAAGCAGCUGUUAUGGGAUUUGUGACAAAAGGGACUAGUCUAAUUAAUAUUCAAU